Peromyscus californicus insignis is the source of this 2535-nucleotide messenger RNA. RefSeq names its product testis-specific serine/threonine-protein kinase 2. The coding region runs from base 924 to 2324 and encodes 466 amino acids. Gene Ontology annotation, biological process: microtubule cytoskeleton organization; protein phosphorylation; intracellular signal transduction. Lineage: Eukaryota; Metazoa; Chordata; Mammalia; Rodentia; Cricetidae. Gene Ontology annotation, cellular component: cytoplasm. The transcript has a single exon. Gene Ontology annotation, molecular function: ATP binding; tau-protein kinase activity; protein serine/threonine kinase activity. The record is from RefSeq and is a predicted model, not a curated record.
AAGACUCCUGUGAGAUGUGAAAAUGAACACAGGACUUCUAAAGUAGCCAAGAUUAUACAAGAUGCCAUUUGCAAAACAAACAUUAAUGCACAAAAUACAAGACAGAGCAGCAUGCAAAUGGUGAGCAGUGCUGCAGCGCUUCAUGCAAUCCCUGCUCACCACUCACAAACCCAAGGUGGGGGUACAGUGAGCCCCACCCCUCCACUCAGAAGCUUGCUCCUUAUGGAGAAUGCUAAGGGCCAUCAAUCCCUGAGCCAUCCAGCACCAGGCCCAACACAGUCCCCUCCUCCCAGGAAAGGCCCAGGCUGGCUGUUCCCAAUUCCCCCACCCUAGACCAUCAGAGGCCUGCUCUGGUCCAAGGCCCUGGGCCUCCACAUGCAUCUCAAAGCCAACUGGCUUCUCUAACAGCAACCGUCUUAAAAAUGACUUGGGUUGUACAAGGCCUGCCCAUGAUUUAGAGAAAAGCUCAUGACAUUCUCUCCUUUCCUGACUUAGCCAUUCUCAGCGGUUGCUUGCUUGGUUAUCUUACCAACGUUUGUAUCUAUCCUCCACACCUGCCUACCCUGGACCCUCGGUACAUCCCCUAGCACUACCUACCCUCCUAUCCACACACACACACCUAUUCACCAGGUCUGUGGCUCAUCUGCCCACUCUGCCCAAAGACCCUUGCCAACUCCUGACCCCACACAUGGAACUGCUCUCAUCCAGCAGACUGGGACCACCACUGGACUGACUGGACCUGGGCAGCUUCCACUGAUUCCAGGGUCACAAGCUCACAGGAGGUUUUCUUCAAACCCCAAAGAAAGGGCAGGGAAUCGGCUCUCGUGAAAUGAGGAACACACAGGACCAGUUCCCAAGGCCUGAUAAGGAAACAGGCUUGGGAAUGGACCUGGAUCACCUCCCUUUGGGCCUCGCUGGUGACAAUGAAGCCACAGCAAGAAGGAGGGCCAGGGAGGGUUACCACAGGCCUGAAUGCCAGCUUCAUUCCAGUGGGUGGGGAGGGGGUGCUCCUUCUAGGCCUUCCUGGCUUGCAGGGGCCCCAUUGCCCACAGCCUAGUCCCCACUCCCAGCAGCCUGGCUUUAUGACUUCAUUCGCUGGUCACUUGGUGACAGUGCUGAGCGCUCCACUCCUCCAAGUCCAGGCCAGCCCAACCAGACGCCUCCCCACAGUGGGAAUGAGGACAAUGCUUGCUGGCCCGUGUCGGGAGGGGAUGCAGAGGGCGGCGGCACCGGCCGCUCCUGGCACCAUGGACGAUGCCGCGGUCCUAAGGAAGAAGGGUUACAUCGUAGGAAUCAAUCUGGGCAAGGGCUCCUAUGCAAAAGUCAAAUCUGCCUACUCGGAGCGCCUCAAAUUCAAUGUGGCAGUCAAGAUCAUAGACUGCAAGAAAACACCCACUCACUUUGUGGAGAGAUUCCUUCCUAGGGAGAUGGACAUCCUGGCGACUGUCAACCACCGUUCCAUCAUUAAGACCUACGAGAUCUUUGAGACCUCUGAUGGACGCAUCUACAUUGUUAUGGAACUGGGCGUCCAGGGCGACCUCCUCGAGUUCAUCAAGUGCCGAGGAGCCCUGCAUGAGGAUGUGGCACGUAAGAUGUUCCGCCAGCUCUCCUCGGCCGUCAAGUACUGCCAUGAUCUGGAUGUUGUCCACCGAGACCUCAAGUGCGAGAACAUUCUGCUUGACAAGGACUUCAACAUCAAGCUGUCUGACUUCGGCUUCUCCAAGCGCUGCCUGCGGGACGGGAGUGGGCGCACCGUCCUCAGCAAGACCUUCUGUGGGUCAGCGGCUUAUGCGGCCCCCGAGGUUCUGCAGGGCAUCCCCUACCAGCCCAAGGUGUAUGACAUCUGGAGCCUGGGUGUGAUCUUCUACAUCAUGGUCUGUGGCUCUAUGCCCUAUGAUGACUCUAACAUCAAAAAGAUGCUGCGCAUCCAGAAGGAGCACCGAGUGGACUUCCCACGCUCCAAGAACCUGACUGGUGAGUGCAAGGAUCUCAUCUACCAGAUGUUACAGCCAGAUGUCAACCGGCGGCUGAACAUUGAUGAGAUCCUCAGCCACUCAUGGCUACAGCCCCCCAAGCCCAAAGCCAUGUCUUCUGCUUCCUUCAAGAGGGAGGGGGAGGGCAAGUAUCGAGCUGAGUGCAAGCUGGAUACUCGACCAGGCUCAAGACCUGAACACCGGCCUGACCACAAACUGGGGGCCAAACCCCAGCACCGGAUGAUGGUGGCACCCGAGAAUGAAGACAGGAUGGAGGAGAGGCUGGCUGAGACUUCCAGAGCUAAAGACCAUCACAUCUCUGGAGCUGAGGUGGAGAAAGCAAGUACCUAGUGGUGGAGUGGGCCCUGGGGGGUCAUGGUGUGCAGUUUGCACUCACAUAAGCUAAAUAGGCAGGUAGGAGCUGAAGAAGGCACAGGCGCAAGGAACAAGUAAAAUCCGUCAAUUAAACCACUCUUUUGAUUAUGUUCUAUUAGCUUUCUUCCACUUAGUAGCAAAGACAUUAAUACUGACCACCAAAUAAACCACAAAGUGUAUACAAGCA